AGGCGGCCUCUCCACCGCGUAAAAAGACUUCACCAUCUGUCUGGAGUAGAAAGCAGACUGCCAGCCCAUCCUCAAGUUUCACUACACGCUCGGACAUCACGCACAUACACACAAUGAGCUCUGUCUUUGAACUGAAAACACUUCAUUUAAUGCACCGGAUUUGAGCAGCCACGGAUUUUUGCUCCAUAUGAGGAAGAAAAUCUUGAAAGCACCUUGUCUCCUCUUGAGUCUGUUCACAAGUUUGAAUCUCUGCUCCGGAAAAUUUGGGACGCCGAUAACUGACGAUGUGAGCAAGCUGUCAUUAUUGAAGCAGAAUAUCCCGUCUGAUUAUGAGAUUCCUGUUAGUUACAUUCCCAAAGAAGUGGCUGGCACGUGCUGGGUGGUGUUAAAUAUCUAUCCUUUGGAGCAAAGUCUUCGGAAGCUGGCCAACAUGUUUGGUGCCAUCUCCUCCAACAAAGAAAACAUAAUUGUCUUCAUUGCGAUGCUGAAGAGUUUACGCUUCACCUUUAACCAUGAGGAACUGGAAACAGCGAUGCAAGUGUUUCAGUGUCACUAUCGGGAAGGGAGCUUAAUGUCUGGUCUUUAUUUUGACUACAUCAAAGAUGUCUUACAUGCAGCCUCUCAAGGAACAUCUGGCUUGUCAUGCAAGCCACCACCGUGCCUUAAUCCACAUCAAACACCAGGGGGUCAGAAGGAGGGUCGUGACAGCUGGUCCAAGAGAACUCCCUUGCUUCUGGCUCUCAUCCCCUUCACAGCUUGUGUUGUUAUCGUCGUGUGGCUGGUCAAGUCUGGGAGGUUUUUACCAGUGUGCAACGCUGAAAAUAGCCAAAUGGCACCUUCUAAUAUGAUCCCAACUGUGUCUAUCUCCAUCCCACUUCAAACACUCACCCACGCUGCUGACACUCAGCCAGUGGGGGAGAUUGUUCCUGAACAUGAGAGCGGAUGAAGCAUAAUUAAUAGAAAAGGGAAAUCUGGAC
This is a messenger RNA of Sander lucioperca (pikeperch), 977 nucleotides long. RefSeq lists its product as uncharacterized. Bases 188 to 946 code for a protein of 252 amino acids. The record is from RefSeq and is a predicted model, not a curated record. Gene Ontology annotation, molecular function: cytokine activity; stem cell factor receptor binding. The transcript has 7 exons. Gene Ontology annotation, biological process: cell adhesion; positive regulation of cell population proliferation. Gene Ontology annotation, cellular component: plasma membrane. NCBI's taxonomy places the organism in Eukaryota, Metazoa, Chordata, Actinopteri, Perciformes, Percidae.